Molecule: messenger RNA, 786 nt
Organism: Limulus polyphemus (Atlantic horseshoe crab)
Lineage: Eukaryota; Metazoa; Arthropoda; Merostomata; Xiphosura; Limulidae
Product: mitochondrial import receptor subunit TOM22 homolog
Exons: 4
Coding region: 130-621 (163 amino acids)
Biological process (GO): intracellular protein transport
Cellular component (GO): mitochondrial outer membrane
Source: RefSeq, a predicted model, not a curated record
UUAUGUUAUAAAUAAGUAUCUUAAUGUUAGAGAGUGCGCAGAUGGACGGAGAGGGCCAGUAGAAGUACGUAAAACUCAAUUUGAAUGGAUUAUAUAGCUCUGGGCUUGUAAGUAAAAAAAAAUUUUGUCAUGGGAUCAGAAGAAAGUGAAAGUGGUUUUGAAAUGAUGAGUGCACCUGAAAGUAGAGAGGAAUCUCCCCAAAUCACGAAAGCAGAGAAGAAAUCAUCAAUAAAAACAUCAUCAGUAGUGCCAUAUGGAGAAUCUUGUGGUUUUCUUAAGAAAGAUGAGGAAGAUCUAGAUGAAACAUUAGGAGAAAGACUCUGGGCACUGACUGAGAUGUUUCCUGAAUCACUCAGAAAUGCAACAUCAUCCUUGAUCACUGGAUCAGCGAUCAGUGUCAAAUGGGCUUAUGGCUUUAGCCGGUCAGUCUUUUGGAUAGUGUUCUCUUCUUCAGUAAUCUUGAUGGCUCCUGUCAUGUUUGAAAGUGAACGAAUGCAGUUGGAAGAGAUGCAGAAACAGCAACAGAGACAGAUUUUAUUAGGGCCAAGUGCAGCAGUCUCUUCAGGCAGUGGAUUGCAAGGAAUGGGAAUGAUGAUACCUGGACAACCACAACAUCAAUAACCUAGUCAGCUUAAGUUGUAAACUAAUAUAUAUAUGCUAUAAAUUAAAGUAAUUAACAAAAAUAUCAAAAAAUGUAUAAUAGUGGUCCCCAUUGUAUAUAUUCCUCUUUGAGGCAAGAAUGUAAGGUGAUGCCACAUAUUAAACUGUAGUGUGUAUAGUUUUUUU